GAAAGUUUGGUUGAAAAUAGUGGUCGAGAUUAACCUGGUUUAGAUCGAGGUCUUCAAAAUGCCGUCUUUUUAACACGCAAUUUCAAUCUCAGCUCAAUUAGAUUCGCGAAACAUUUUUCAGCUCAAAUGCAAGUUCGUUUGCUUGUUUGCGAAUUACUGCGGAGUAUUAUAUUAUCGCGAGGUUUUCUAUUUCAUCUGCCGUAGGUUUUGAUGUUCUGAGCUCUGUAUAGAGCUUCAGAUUAUGAGUAUACAUAUUUCUUCUCCUUAAAAAGGAUGCCCGGAAUACCAUUGACGCCCCGCGGAGCUUCUCACUCAGGAGCUGCUGAUCAGAUGUGCCGUCACGACUCCCACGGGCACUUGUCUGCAGAGGAGGAAAUCGCAGCUGAAGAAAGUCUUACGAUAUACUGUAAACCUGUUGAACUGUACAACAUUCUUCAACGUCGAGCUGCUAAAAAUCCGUCUUUCCUACAAAGAUGUUUGCGGUACAAACUCCAAGCAAAACAUAGAAAAAGGAUACAAAUGACAAUUUCUCUUCCCGCAACUUUAAAUAGCGGUUCACAGAUUCAAAGUAUGUUUCCUUUGUGUAUAUUGUUGGCUAGGCAAGUUCCAAUUCCUGUAGCUUCUGAGUACUCUGCCGUCUAUUGCUUUAAGCGCGCAUGCAUGUUAACCUCUUGCUCCGGAGUUGACAAGAUGAAUCAGGCAUAUGCAAAAUUUGUACUCCCUGAAUUGAAUAAGCUAUCCGUAGAGAUUGAGGCGGCCUCUCUUGUAAUUCUUUUUAUUAGCUGUGCUGAGAUAGCCAAGGACCAUAUGGAUAUGUCAUAUUUUCCUUCCAAUGUUGAAGGGCACUGCUUAUUGAGUAGGAUGUCUAUGGAACUGCCUUAUCUAUCUUUGGAAAAGUCUUCAAACUUGGGUCUUGGAGAAAGAGCGGAGAUGUUUUCAACUGUUGACUUGUGCCCCUGUUUCAUGAAGUUAAGCUAUUUGGACAAACAUGGGUGUGUCUCUUUUCAGUUUCCUAAAUCACUUGGAGCUGCGGAUACAACACAUGAGAUUAAAGUUAGUGUUGCUGCAGAAGAAGUUGGCGCACAGGAGAGAACACCAUAUGAUUCAUACUCCUACAGUGAAGUUCCUAACUCAUCCUUGCAUCAUGUUAUGAGGCUUAGGACUGGAAAUGUUGUUUUCAACUAUAGGUACUAUAACAAUAAGUGCAUGCGAACGGAAGUGACAGAAGACUUCACAUGUCCUUUCUGCUUGGUAAAAUGUGCAAGCUAUAAGGGCCUGAGAUAUCACUUAUCAUCUUGUCAUGAUCUAUUCAAUUUUGAAUUUUGGGUUACUGAAGAAUAUCAAGCUGUAAAUGUGUCUGUUAAAACUGAUGUAUGGAGAUCUGAGAUCAUUGCUAAUGGUGUCGAUCCUAAGCAGCAAACAUUUUUCUAUUGUUCAAAGCCCUUAAGACGCAGAAAAUCACAAAAUGUUCAGAAUGGAAAGCAUGUACAUCCACUGGCCUUUGAUUCAGAAUCUCCCCCAGCAAUCAAUGGUCAUCAGACCACGAAGGAUGGAAUGAACAAUUUAGAUACCGUCAUUUGUGAUGCAUCAAGUCCCAAUGCUACUGGUGUAUCAUUAGCUACAGAACAUCAAAAUCCAGAUCCAGACUGUUCACAAUCCUUGCCUAUAAGCAGUUUAGCACCACCUGCAAUGCUUCAGUUCGCAAAGACCAGGAAGUUAUCAGUGGAGCGUUCUGAUCCAAGAAAUCGCACACUUCUACAAAAGAGACAAUUCUUUCACUCACACCGAGCCCAGCCUAUGGAAAUGGAACAAGUUUUAUCAGAUCAGGAUAGUGAGGAUGAAGUUGAUGAUGAUGUUGCAGAUCUUGAAGACCGGCGGAUGCUUGAUGACUUCGUUGAUGUUACCAAAGACGAGAAGCAAAUGAUGCAUCUCUGGAAUUCAUUUGUGAGAAAGCAAAGGGUGCUUGCAGAUGGGCAUAUUCCAUGGGCAUGUGAGGCCUUCUCAAAGCUACAUGGUCAAGAUUUUUUUCGGACUCCUGCACUGCUGUGGUGCUGGAGAUUAUUCAUGAUAAAACUAUGGAAUCAUGGUCUUCUUGAUGCUCGUGCCAUGAACAACUGUAACAUGAUUCUUGAACAAUUUCAAAACCAAGAGGGUGACAAACCAAUAACCUAACCAUGCAUAUAUGUUCGUUCUUUUGAUUUUUGGGGGCGGACUGCUCGUGAUCAAGUUCCAGUCCCAAGACUUCUGACCGACACACAUAUAUGCUCUCCUGCUUUUGCAAGUCUUGGGCUGUUGGCCAUCCAUCUUGUAGUAUCCUUUCCGGUCUUAAAGAUGAGUGGAGUGCCCUGUUUGGUAGUUUUUUUCCCAUGUAUGCUUUGGUUAUAGUACAGUAAACAUAUUCAAGCAUCCUAAUUGUAAAAAAAGUAUGUCGGGUCUUCACUCGACCAUUUGUAAAUAGAAUUAUUCAAAACUCCAAACACAUUCAACUGAUGUUCGUGCAAGGAAACUUCACCAGUGCACCACCCUCUUCUGGUUAAGUGUCACAUUUUCAAACAAUGAAACAAGUAUAAAACACGAAAUGUUUUAUUAACUUUGGUAAAAAA
Molecule: messenger RNA, 2603 nt
Organism: Cuscuta epithymum
Lineage: Eukaryota; Viridiplantae; Streptophyta; Magnoliopsida; Solanales; Convolvulaceae
Source: the annotation of a GenBank genome assembly